Zootoca vivipara (common lizard) is the source of this 13635-nucleotide messenger RNA. NCBI's taxonomy places the organism in Eukaryota, Metazoa, Chordata, Lepidosauria, Squamata, Lacertidae. The record is from RefSeq and is a predicted model, not a curated record.
AGAGCAGCGCAUGGAAAUGCCGUUUACCUUGCCUCUGUAGCGGUACCUAUUUAUCUACUUGCACUUUGAUGUGCUUUUGAACUGCUAGGUGGGCAGGAGCUGGGACCGAGCAACGGGAGCUCACCCAAUUGCAGGGAUUCGAACUGCCGACCUUCUGAUCGGCAAGCCCUUCAGUGGUUUAACCCACAGUUCAGUGGUUCAGUGGUUUAACCCACAGUGCCACCUUAGGCUGAACUUAUUCACAUGUAAAAAGAGUUACACGUUACACUGUUGAGACUAUUGUUACAUGGAAUGCCCUCUUCCGAGUCCCAAAGGACUUACCCAUUGGCGGUCAUGCGUCAAUUGGAUGUGCACAGAAUGGCCGCCGGCUGUACAAAGCAGCUUUCAACAAAUUCUUUCCGGAUCCUAGAUGUAGCCAGUCAUGCCAGCUGAGGCUUUGUGGGGUUUUUGAGUCUUUGAGUCUCAAGAGGGAACCACGUAAUUACAGUGGCACCUUGGUUCUCAAACAUAAUCCGUUCCAGAAGUCCGUUCCAAAACCAAAGCGUUCCAAAACCAAGGCGCGCUUUCCCAUAGAAAAUAUUGCAAAAUGGAAUAAUCCGUUCCAGACUUUUAAAAACAGCAUCUGAAGAAUACCCCUAAAAUGUGUAUCUGAAGAAGUGCGCAUGCACACGGAAGCUCAUACCAAUGACAAACUUAAUUGUCUCUAAGGUGCUACUGGAAGGAAUUUUUUUAUUUUUUUUAUUUUGUUCCUAAAACAGCAAUUUAACAUGAAUUUCACUAUUUAACGACACCAUUGAUCCAUAAAAUGAAAGAAAUAAAACACGUACUGCAGUCACACAGUCAAUCAAUCAGUAGCUGAACUGGGUUCCACACAGUCACAAAAACAAAACAAAAAAGAGCCAGAAAAACAAAAAUGCAAAAUAAAUAGCCAAAACAGACAGACCUCAGCGUAACACUCAAAACAGAAGUGUGGCACUGAAAUCGGAAGUGUAACACUUAAAAUGGAGCAUGUUCGGCUUCCAAAAAGAGUUUGCAAACCGGAACUCUUGCUUCCAGGUUUGCAGUGUUUGGGUUCCAAGUUGUUGGAGUACCAAGGCAUUUGAGAACAAAGGUACCACUGUUCCGUGGAACGGGGCUGAACUGCUGAUGUUUCCCUGGCAUGAGGUACAGUACAUGGCUGGGCCUCUGCUCAACUUUCCAUGUGUUAGAAGGGGUAUCUGAAGUGAAGACUUCAGAUGUAAGUUGCUUCUUCACUACAGAUACCCAUUUUAACACACGGCCUUCUCAGCCAGCACCAUGCUAGCCUCACUUUUGAGUAAUUGAUAUGUAAAAGGGGCUUUAUUCUCUAACUUGGGGCUUCUCCUCAUUGCUUUAACUGCUGCAAAACAACAGACAGAUGUAUAAAUGGAACUUUCUUUUACUUGGACCCGCAGAAGUAGAACAAAAAUAGGAACCCAUUAAAGGAACAAAGUAGGAAGAAGGAGAAAGACAAAGGAGAUAUUUAUUAAUCUGAUGAGUUUUGGACCCUACUGUUCAUUCUUCAGGGAAAUUCGGGAAAAUAAAGAUUUGACAUUUAUAUGUCCUGCCUCUCUCCUGAGCUUUCCCAAAGAAGGACCAGAUGAGUCUGAAAUAUGUUAGAUUAAUAAAUCUCUCUCUUGUCUACCGUUUUGCUUCCAUGCAAGUGAAAUUAUUAAAAAUAAAACAAAUCUCCCCCCACAAAAAAAUCCUUAAACCCCCUUUCCAGUUUUUCCUAUUGUUUUGCUCUCAUCUGUAGACUCCUGAACAUCAAAAAUAAUCCACUUAAUGAUAUUUUUGUACACACCCCACUUCUCUAAAUAAAAGUUCCAGUAGCAUGAUACUUACCUGGGCUCCGUUCAUAUGCCAUUUUGUAACAUUUGAGUUUAUUCACAAAGAGUUUGUAUGUAGGUGAACUAACCUGCAGAUGUUUUGAACUACAACUCCCACCAGCCCCAGCCCUCACUGGGGUUGAUGGGAGUUGUAGUCCAAAGCAUUUGGAGGGCUCCAGGUUGGAGAAAGCCAGCUUCUCCAAAAGACAGUCCAAUUGAUUGUCUCACAUCUGAUCUCACAGGGAAAGACAGCCCACAAAAGGCUAGGAACCUCUGUCUCUUCCUCACUAUCUUACUCAACAAUUAUCUGUCUUUGGUUCCCUUUCGCAGAACAUAAUCCUUGGCUGGGGAGGACAUGGGAUUCCAAAUCUGUAAUUCCGAAUUAUAGAAGAGAUUUUAAAUUACUGUGACAAAAAGCCUCCAGGGCCUAUUGAAAAGCCUGUUUUGAGCUGAAAGCUUAUUUCUGAUGCUUCUGAAAACGAAAACAGCAAAAAUAACAAAAGCCUGCAAAUAGGAAUAGCAAGCAAACUUGCAGAGUUUAAUUCUUUUGGAUGCUCGGUGUAUGCACGCUUUGACAAUUUCGUCCUUUCUCAUGUAUAUUUUCAUGAUUCAGUGGUUCUCUCAAAUGUUUUUGACAAAAAUUGGAGAGAGAAAAAAGGCAUCUCCAUUGAGCACUUGAUCAUCAAAUUGCAAGUGUUUUCAAAGAAAUGAGCCUCGCCUUGGACCCCAACUACUUACAGGUAAUUCUACUGCAGGCAUGGACAAACCUGGCCCUCCAGAUGUUUUGUGACUACAGUUCCAUCAUCCCCGACCACUGGUCUUGUUAGCUCGGGAUGAUGGGAGUUGCAAUCCCAAAACAUCUGGAGGGCCAAGUUUGGCCAUGCCUGUUCUACUGGACUGCUGAGAUCACCAAGCCCCCUCUAUGGCUCCCCAAACAGACAUCUGGGGGAGUCAGAGGACUUCUGUGGUUAGUUGCAAUAUGCAUAUGGACUUAUCCAUUUGCUUAAAUUGGGCUGGAGGACAAGAUCUGUGCCAUGCUCUAGUUUGGUGGAACCAACGUCAAAACAGUGGACACUUUGCAGGUACGGUACCUGCAACCGAUCAGGUGCUGCUGCUUCUCCCCACUGCUGCUGUAAGCCUGCUGGAUGAAAGGGCCCCCAGGGUGGCAUUUUGCUGGGGCUGCCCAGACAACGCAGUACCAGCCUUGGCUCUGGACUUGCUUUCCUUUGAAAGGCACUGGACUAUCACAGCCCAGUUGAAGCAAAAUACAAACAAGAACUGCGCCCUAUCGAAAAACAAAAGCACAUUUGGGGAAAAAGUAUAUGCACCUAUUAGAGGUAAAGCUCUUAUCACCCCAAGAUUAUUCGUUUUCAGUCCCAAUGCCUUUUGCAUUGUAUUUAUUUAAACAGUAUGUACAUAGUGGCUUAACUGCAUUCAUCUCUAUGCAGUAUAAAAGAAAUGCAAUACAGAAAUGUUUAAAAAAAAUUAAACUAUAAAACCAGGCUUCAAUUAAAAGAGCUGGUGGAUUUUUUAUUUUUUUAAAGUAAUAAUAAUAGUAAUAAUAGUAAUAGUUAUUAUUAUUAUUAAGUGGUUUCCCCAGCUACUCUGGGUGGCUCCCAACAGAAAAAUAAAUAAAGCGAUAAAACAUCAAGCAUUAAAAACUUCCCUAAACAGGGAAGUACGGUAGGUGCUGAAAGUUGAACAGAGAAGGGGUCUGUCUGACCUCAACUAGAAGGGAAUUCCAUAAACUUGGGCUGGCAGUAAUGAAGACACAAUUCCUGGUGAAUGUGAGCCAUGCAUUCAAACCAAUUGUUGUCUGUCUGACUCUUUGUGACCCCAUGGGCCAUAGCACGCCAGGCUCUCCUGUCUUCCAAUGCCUCCCGCAGUCUGGUCAGACUCAUGUUGGUAGCUUCGAGAACACUGUCCAACCAUCUCAUCCUCUGUCGUCCCCUUCUCCUAGUGCCCUCCAUCUUUCCCAACAUCAGGGUCUUUUCCAGGGAGUCUUCUCUUCUCAUGAGGUGGCCAAAGUAUUGGAGCCUCAGCUUCAAACCAUAGGGGGCUACCAACAGUGAUUCACCCCAAGACCUCAGUGAUUGGAUAGGGAUACAGGGGAUUAGGUGGUCCUUGAGUCAUCCUGGACCCUAGUUACUAAGGACUCUGUAAAUUAAUACAUUAGAAUAUUAAUGCAUUAGAAUACAAAUUCUAAAAGAACCUGAAAUGGUUUCUUAAUUCAUUGCGGGAAACUGAAUCUCUCUCUUGAAGUGCAUAUACAUGGGAUGUUGGAAUUCCUGUGUAUUACUGAAUCUGAGAAGGCUGGUUUAUACAGGACAUAUUUGCUGACACAAAUCACUAACAUUUCCAUGUUUCCACUUCUUACGAGAUAUAAACUUUAUUUAUUUGAAACGCAGUGGUGGAAGUCCAGCUUGGAAUCUCUGUACAUGAGGAUGUCAAAUAACAUUAAAUCCACCAAAGUCUAGCUUAUGCUGGAUACUGGUGAGUUCACAGGACAUCCCGUUUUGAUAAAUACAUUACACUUAACAAGACAAAAGCUCUUGGUUGUGUCUUGGGGAUAGAAUGUCAAAGUUCACUUCUUUGAUUUCCUGUACUCUCUCUCUCUCUCUCCCUUUUUAGAACUUCCACUUGAGGAUUUGGGAAAGAUGAUAUGUGCACAUCCUGAAUAACUAGCGUGAAACGUUAAAAGAAUGAAAGUAAAUUUUCUAAUCUGGACCUUUGUCUACAUCUUCUGAAGUCUUUUAACAGUUUUUGCUUUUGAAAGAAGGAACAUAAUCUUAUUCUACAGAUCAGGAUUUUGCAAUUUAGCUGCAGUUUGAUGAGAGAAGAAAAGAUGGAGAGUUCCAGACCUUCUGAGCUCCUAAAACAACAGCAUUAAGAAACAAACCGGCAGCCCCUGCAUCCUAUAAAGGGAGACCCAGAAAGAUCUCCUUGGUUGAUAGGUUAAAAGCCACGAAGAUGUCCUGGAAAAUCAACAGGGUUGCACAACCCUAGUCUCUCCUGCAGCAAAGGUCAUUCUCCCCGGUGACCAAACAACUAGAAGCUAGAUUGAAAUGGGUCUAGAUAAUAUAUUUCCUCCAGGAUGUCUGGAAUUGGCAGCUACCACCCACUUCAGCACCCUGCUCAAGAAGGGUAUAUUAACAGAGCCUCAUUGAUUGUCUAUAGUUAUCCAAGAUGUGCAAUGGGAUGACUAUACCAUUGGUAGGUAAGCACCUCUACAAGCACAGCUUGUGAAAUUUACUCAGGCAAAUGCAACUAUAAAAUAGGCGAGAGAGAAUGACAGAGAGGGAGAGAAUGUCAUUUUGGAAAGCACAAUUUCUUUCUAUUGCUACACUAUAGUGUAGGUAAAGGUAAAGGGACCCCUGACCAUUAGGUCCAGUGAUGACCGACUCUGGGGUUGCGGCGCUCAUCUCGCUGUAUUGGCCGAGGGAGCUGGCAUACAGCUUCCAGGUCAUGUGGCCAGCAUGACUAAGCCGCUUCUGGUGAACUAGAGCAGCGCACGGAAACGCCGUUUACCUUCCCGCCGGAGUGGUACCUAUUUAUCUACUUGCACUUUGACGUGCUUUCAAACUGCUAGGUUGGCAGGAGCUGGGACCGAGUAAUGGGAGCUCACCCUGUCACAGGGAUUCGAACUGCCGACCUUCUGAUCAGCAAGCCCUGGGCUCUGUGGUUUAACCCACAGUGCCACCAGUAGGUACUGAAUAGGUAACACAAAAGCACUGAUGCAGGGCUCCCAGACAGAGAUGGUGUCACCAGCGUGAAACCACUGUGCUCAAUCUCCUGUCCAAGUGAGACCUCAAAAUGUUGUUAAGAUGCUGAGCACUGUUGUGAAGCAACUAUAUUUUUUGAAGCCGGAGUAAGUUUCCUUCAGAAUCAUGCCUGGCUUUCUUGCCCGUCCCAAGCCAUUGUUCCACUGGUUUGGGUAGGAUCUGAAGUCAGCAAUGGAGACCACUGGAUCCCCUACCCAACUCAACAUGUUUUUUUGUUUUUAAAAAAACUGCUAGAUUUACUGCUGUUACAUUUCUUACACUCCUUUACUAAUCUCCUGAGUAGUCAGCCCAGCCAAUCUGUUCUUUCUGUAGGAGCAGUGGGCUGGGAGAGAGCAAUAAUUCCCCAGAGAAUGGAUAAAUUUGGCAGUCCACAAAAAUUUAACCAUUGAAGUUUUCACUUGGCCCGCUCUUCCUUUGACGUUGUACAUGGAAUGUCAAGGAGCCUUUCUGGAACGAGAAGCGGGUAAGUGGGAGCUAAAUUAUCUGGGCCACUGUGUUCUGUUCUUUUGCAAUGCUUGUGUUUUAUGUCCAGGCAGCUUGGGAACUGCGAAGCGUUAUUUCUGAAGAAAUCCCCUCAAGCUGUGAUUUGAGGCUUUGGCGUUGACAUGACAACCUGAAAAGAAAGCAAGUCGCUCAACAAUGAAAAGUACAGUGUGGAAUAACGCUGAGGGGAGGACACCAAGGCUAUGAAAAAUGGGACGAGACAACAUAAAUUUGGGCAAAACUGAACAAUAAACCUGUACUGAAGAUGUUGUGUGAACAACCCUGCAAAAGGGUGAACAAUCUACAUAUAAUAGUAGUCAAAGUAUCAGGUGUCUGGUAACCAUCCCAAGGAAUGAAAGGAUUGUGUUACUUGCUCUCUGGGCAAAUCUCCAGGAUUGCUGUGUGCCAACAAAAGUUAAGUAUUCUUAGCAAAAGAACACUUCAGUUGCUGAAAAUUGGAGGCAGAAGUGUAGAACGAACUUCACUUUUAGAGUUACAGGAAUACCUAGGAAAGACUAAUUAUUGCCAAAGGCAAGGAAAUAUUCGUAUUAUUUAUUUCUGUUUUAAUUCCAGUCUCCCUGAAACCUCAAGGUUAAUUACAACAUAAAACACCCCCCGAAGUCUAAUGUUUCUGUUGUGUAUUGAGUCAAAGGAUUUUAUAUCUGUAUUAUUAUUGUCUGUAUUUGCAUUAGGAUAAAGUAACUGCCUUUUGGUUCCAGAGGGUACAGCUACUAUUGGUUCAUUUAAGCUGCUGUAUUUGGAUCCUCUGUCUUAUUGGUUUCCUCCAAAAGGCAGCACUGUGAUUGCUUGAUAUUGUUCCCUCCAAAAUGUAUCCCUUCCUAGCUAGUCCCCUGUCCCUAUAAAUGUAGCUUUCCUCUCCUCAGUCUUCAGUCUUGUUCACUUUAAUAAAGAGCUGUUACUAGAGAACUGUCUCCAGCAUGUUUUGUCAAGAGAGCUGAAAUCACAAACCCCACGUCACAACAACUGGCGACGAGGAUGGGAUCCGGAAUGCUGAGGAGCGGUUAAACACAGCCCUGCCUCAGAGUCCGGAUUGCAGCUUAGAACAAGACUCACUGGCCAGCUGAGAAGACGACCCUGCCCGCUAGGACAAUGGAGAGUCCAAGGGUAUUGGAGCCCUUCCAGCCAUCAGAGCCCCACACCUGGGAAGACUACGUCGAACGCUUCGAGUUCUUUGCAGUGGCUCAAGGGAUCACCGAUGCCAGCAAAAGAAGGGCCACAUUCCUGAGCUACUGUGGGCCCGAGACCUUCAAGCUGGCCAAGGCAUUACUUGCUCCAGCGAAGCUGAGUGAGACAUCUCUCAAAGAUAUUCUUGCCUGCCUAACAAGCCACUUGGCGCCUACUGAGACCAAGAUGGCCCGGCGGAUGGAGUUCCAUAAGAGGCAGCAGCAUGCUGGGGAGUCUGUAUCCACAUUUCUGGCUGAACUCCGGAAGCUCGCUCAGCACUGCGGCUUCCAAAAUCUGGAAGAGACUCUCCUGGAUCGGUUUAUUGGUGGUCUGAGCAGCAAGAAAGCCAGAAGACGCAUCGUGGCUAAAGAAGAGGUUACCCUUGCUUCAGCCUUGAAAGAGGCCACCGCCACGGAGAAUUAUGAAAGAGAGGAGCUUGAUGCCAGUCGCAAGGCCACUAAGCCACAGAUAGAAGUUGCGCAUGCCAUGGACGAGCUAGAGGCUACUCCGAGCCAGAGCCCAGUCCGUGGGGUCGAGUCGGUGCGUCAGGCCUGCACAGUGCACAGAGAUCGCCGAGGCAGUUGCCCAGGUUGUGGCGGAAACCAUGAAAGGAAGAGUUGUCGUUUCAGGGAUGCUAUCUGCCGGACGUGCGGAAAGACGGGUCACAUCGCCAGGGUCUGUAGAUCGGCGGCGUCGGGAGCGACAGGAGCACCUAGACUGGAGCAUCGCAGACCGCCCACAGCAACUCGUUUUCUAAAGGACUGCCACUACGUAACGGAGAUCAACGGGAGGGCCGUGCAGUUUCCAGCGCAAGGCAAGGCACACGUCAAGGUGAAGAUUGAGGGUCAGCAGUGCGACAUGGAGGUGGACUCCGGAUCCGCAUUCACCAUCGUGUCGGACCAGACCGCGAAGACAUUCUUCCCCAGGGGUAAGUUGCCCCCUCUGGAGCCCUUUCCGGCAACCUUGCAGUCGUACUCAGCAGGCCGCAUCCAUGUUAUGGGAAUGUGUGCCGUGAGAGUACAGUUCCGGGACAAACAGGCUGUACUCAAACUGGUGAUUGCGAAGGGCAGUCGCCCCAGUCUCCUGGGCACUGACUGGUUCCCUGCCCUGGGACUGAGUAUCUCAGGGCUUAAUUCAAUCCAAACCUGCCCUGAGAUGAGUGAGGUAUUAUGCAAGGAAUUUGCUGGUCUCUUUAAUGGAAAACUGGGUUGUUAUAAAGGGCCCCCAGUUGACUUCGAGUUGGACCCCGGGGUGGCUCCAAUCCGACUCAAACCAAGGCGAGUGCCAUUUGCACUGCAACCCAAGAUCGAGGCAGAGCUGGAUAAAUUGGUCAAGCAGGGAGUUCUCUCACCCGUGGACUCUGCUAAGUGGGAGACUCCAAUCGUCACGCCCCUUAAAGCAAAUGGGGAAGUCAGGAUAUGUGCAGAUUACAAAUGUACUAUCAAUAAGGCACUCAGGGGAAACUCAUACCCCAUUCCAGUCGUAUCACAUCUGUUGGCUAAACUGGCUGGGGGCAAGGUGUUCGCCAAAAUUGACCUGGCACAAGCUUACCAACAGCUGCCAGUAACCCCACAAUCAGCGGAAGCACAGACUAUUGUCACACAUAAAGGGGCAUUCAGAGUUAACAGAUUACAGUUCGGAGUUUGUGUGGCCCCAGGGAUUUUUCAAGGGCUCAUGGAACGCCUGUUAAGAGGUCUGCCGGGGGUCUUGCCAUUUUUUGAUGAUGUUUUGAUUGCUGGGAAAGACCCACAGGAACUGGUUGCGCGUGUCCGUGCAGUGUUGCUCAAGUUCAAGGAGGUGGGGUUGCAACUGAAAAAAGAAAAAUGCAGUUUUGGGGUGCCAACUGUGGAUUUCUUGGGGUUUAAAAUUGAUGCAUCAGGCAUCCACCCCACAGAUGCUAAGAUUAAGGCCAUCAUCGAGGCACCACGACCACAGAACAAGACGGAGUUGCAGUCAUUCCUGGGACUUAUUAACUUUUAUCAUUCGUUCUUACCCCAGAAAGCUUCGGUAGCUGAACCAUUACAUAGACUAUUGCAGAAAAAGAAUGUGUGGCGAUGGGGGCGGGAGCAGCAGAAGGCUUUUGACUCCUUGCGAGGAAUGCUGAGUAGCAGGAGCAUCCUUGCUCAUUAUGAUGAGUCAAAGCCGCUGGUCCUGGCAUGUGAUGCCUCUCAAUACGGUCUGGGGGCUGUGCUGAGUCAUAGGGAACCGGAUGGGUCGGAAAAGCCCAUCUCUUUCUAUUCCCGUACGUUGUCGCCCACAGAGCGCAACUAUGCUCAAAUUGAUAAAGAGGCACUGGCUAUUGUGUCCGGAAUCAAAAGGUUCUAUGAUUAUUUGUACGGUCGCCAUUUCUCCAUUGAAACGGACCACAAACCACUGUUAGGGUUGUUCAACCCAAACAAACAAACGCCACAAAUUCUCUCCCCCAGAAUGUUGCGUUGGUCAAUAUUCCUGAAUGGGUUCCAGUACACCUUGACCCAUGUGCCGGGGAAACAGUUGUGCCAUGCUGAUGCGCUGAGUCGAUUGCCCCUUCCUGGCGGGAGCAAUGAGGAUCCUGCUCCGGCGGAGCACAUUAUGAUGCUAGAAACACUUCCGGGGGCUCCUGUAACAGCUACGGAUAUAGCUGAGAAAACUAGGAAAGAUGCUGUUCUCUCCCGUGUGCUCACUUGGGUGGGGAGGGGGUGGCCAGGUGGUCCGCAUGAAGAAAAAUUCAGGCCUUAUGAGACAAGGCAGCACGAAUUGUCCAUGCAUAAGGGUUGUCUCCUAUGGGGAGAUAGGGUGAUAAUCCCAGCACCACUGAGAAACAGGGUUCUUGAGACGCUUCACAUGGGACACCCGGGAAUGGUCAGGAUGAAGUCGCUAGCCCGAUGUUAUGUGUGGUGGCCUGGAAUGGACCAGAACAUAGAACAAUGGGUACGAACAUGCAAGGCAUGCCAAGAGGUGCGGCCAGAAGUGGCCAGAGCACCAGUCCACUGGUGGGAGCAGUCCAGGACUCCCUGGAGCCGGCUGCACAUAGAUUUUGCUGGGCCAUUCCAAGGGAAGGUCUUUUUGGUUAUCGUUGAUGCAUAUUCCAAAUGGUUAGAAGUGGCGAUGGUCCCUAGCAUGGCAUCAGCUGCCGUAAUCAAGGUGUUGAGGCAGCUGUUUGCUACCCACGGGUUACCUGAGACCAUUGUAUCAGAUAAUGGGGCAGCUUUUGUAUCCCAAGAAUUCAGGGCAUUCUUGGCUGAUAACUUUAUAAGAGGGGUCACAUCCGCGCCCUUUCACCCAUCCUCCAAUGGGCAGGCUGAGCGCAUGGUAAGAACAGCCAAAGAAUCCAUUGCGCGCUUAAUGGAGGGUAACUGGUCGGCUCGCAUUGCGCGAAUGUUAUUUUUGCAGCAUGCGACGCCGUGUACUGCGACGGGCAAGUCGCCAGCCGAGCUGCUCUUAGGUAGAAGACUGGUAACGGUGCUGGAUUAUGUCCACCCAGAUAAAAUGCCAAACCGUAAUUCAAGAGCAACCCCCCAGGCUGAGACUGACACAACAAGGUAUCUCGCCCCUGAAGAUCUGGUCUGGGUGAGGAACUAUUCACGAGGUCCGCGGUGGGUGGCCGGUGUGAUCACCCGGGCUAGUGGACCUGUGUCCUAUUAUGUGACCUUGGAAAAUGGGCAAGUUUGGAAGAGACAUAUAGAUCAGCUGAGGCGCCGGGCGCUCAGCAGGGAGGAGUCAGAUAAUUCAUCCCUGGCUAAUGACGCACAACUGCAAGACCAGAGUGAAAAUGGUCCAGAGGUACAGUCACCAGGGGCUUCAGCAAAUGAACCAGGGUCUGCUAGUCCUCAUGAUGACGAGGUACAGGUCGGGGACCCUGAGAUGUCUGGGACUCCAUCUGUUCCUGAUGAAACCCCUAUAGCAGCCCCUCCACCACAGGUAACACCCAAUCCAGAACCUGCAACACCUGUUGUCAGGAGAUCAGGUAGAAGUUGUAGGACCCCACAGUACCUGAGGGAUUACGUCUGCUGUGCUCACUAGGGGGGGAGGGGUGUUGUGUAUUGAGUCAAAGGAUUUUAUAUCUGUAUUAUUAUUGUCUGUAUUUGCAUUAGGAUAAAGUAACUGCCUUUUGGUUCCAGAGGGUACAGCUACUAUUGGUUCAUUUAAGCUGCUGUAUUUGGAUCCUCUGUCUUAUUGGUUUCCUCCAAAAGGCAGCACUGUGAUUGCUUGAUAUUGUUCCCUCCAAAAUGUAUCCCUUCCUAGCUAGUCCCCUGUCCCUAUAAAUGUAGCUUUCCUCUCCUCAGUCUUCAGUCUUGUUCACUUUAAUAAAGAGCUGUUACUAGAGAACUGUCUCCAGCAUGUUUUGUCAAGAGAGCUGAAAUCACAAACCCCACGUCACAACAGUUUCAGUCCAGAGAACUCUUGCCGACAAAGGAACAUAUAAAUACACCCACCACUUUCUAGAACAUCCCCAUUUAAGCAAAGGGAGGACCCUAAUCUGCAGAAGUUUGCUUGAGCGGUUGGUGGGGGUGGUUUGGAUCUAUAAAAGAACAACAUGAGCACAAUGAAGUCAUGGUCUGCAAUAUUUCGCUGAACAUUAGCAGGCUAGGUGUUUUUUUGGAAAGGCUAUGCCGGUAGGAUCACAGGAAACACAAGAGCCUGCAUUUUCCCAAGUCAAACCAAUGUUCCAUCUAUGUUCCGCCAUGGGUAGCCAAUGCGGUGCUCUCUAGAUUUGCUGGACUCCUGUUGCCAUCCUCCUUGACCCAUGCUGUUGUUUUCGUCUGUUACUAUGUUACGGUUUUUGUUUUGCUUUGGUUUUAUAUGGUUAAACCACCCUUUGAUUCUAGGACGAAAGGCACUAUAAAAGGCAAAGGGUAAAGGGACCGCUGACCGUCAGGUCCAGUCGCGGACGACUCUGGGAUUGCGGCGCUCAUCUCGCUUUACUGGCCGAGGGAGCCAGCGUACAGCUUCCGGGUCAUGUGGCCAGCAUGACUAAGCCGCUUCUGGCAAACCAGAGCAGUGCACAGAAACCUCAUUUUCCUUCCUGCAAGAGCAGUACCUAUUUAUCUACUUGCACUUUGAUGUGCUUUCAAACUGCUAGGUUGGCAGGAGCUGGGACUGAGCAACGGGAGCUCACCCCGUUGCGGGGAUUCAAACCGUCGACCUUAUGAUCAGCAAGCCCUAGGCUCUGUGGUUUAAACCACACUAAAUUUAAUAAAUAAUAAUAAUAAUAAUUAUAAGGCUGCCAGGCGCUGAAGGGAGUUGAAGUCCAGCAAAAUAUGGAGACAUCUCUGGGCUACACUGACAGGUGAUAGCUCUACAGAGUUUUGCCAAGAUUCUUUCCCAGAUCUCUAUGGAUAGUCACUACAGGAAGGAGGCUUGCACAUACAAAGUAUGUGCUCUACCACUGGUAUAUUUUCUCUCUUCAUAAGCACAUCAGACAACUUAGACUUGCCCAGAAGUACAAGUCAGUGUCUCGUGGCCUCUACCAGCCUGGCAUUACUCCCUAAACAACACAGGAGGAUCGUGGCAGUAAUGAAGGGCCUUUGUUGCUCUGAAGAUCAGAUAAUAUGUUCUUUAUGUGAGGUGCAAUGACUUCUCCGUGAAUCUCCCUCUCACACCAAACAAAAUUCCAAAGAUAACCAGACAAUAAUUUCAAAAAGAAUGGAGGAAAAUGCAGAGAAUACUUUAACAGUGUCCCAAAGUAUAUACCUGGACUUGUUUCGAUUGAUUUCUACAGGAGACUUUGCGUUUUUUAAAGUCAUAACUAGGGAAAAUUGUAAUAUUCGCAUAUAAAAGAAACAGUAUACAAGAGGUAAAUAAGGAGGCCAUUUACAGGAUGAAGGGAGUCUUCUAUUUUUAUGUUACAUUUUCUUUAUGUAAGAGGAUAGGAGUUUAAUUUUGAUAAUUAAAUUGUCAAUGGCGGUGGGCUUGUUUCUUUGUAUGUAUGAGUUGUUGUGGACUAUGUUGCAAAUAAAUUACUAAUAAAAUAAAAAAUAAAAAAUAAAUUCCAAAGAUAGUUCCAUGGGGGCUAGAAAAGAUCUAGAGGAAAAGUAGAAACCUCAACUGUUUUUAAAAAGCAGCAUAUGGCUUUGAGGCAGGACCAGCCCAAGACAUCUGGGCACCUGAGGCAGAGCCCAAAAUAAUGACACACACACCAGGGAAGAAGGAAGUGUGCAUGCACACGAAAGCUCAUACCUAUGACAAACUUAGUUGGUCUCUAAGGUGCUACUGGAAGGAUUUUUUGUUUUGUUUUGUUUCGACUACGUCAGACCAACACGGCUACCUACCUGUAACAGGGAAGAAGGGGUGAGGGAAGAUCUACAUCGGGGGAGGAAGAAAGAGUGAUAUUGGGAUUGGUGGCCCAGUUGGACCCA